Molecule: messenger RNA, 1085 nt
Organism: Syngnathoides biaculeatus (alligator pipefish)
Lineage: Eukaryota; Metazoa; Chordata; Actinopteri; Syngnathiformes; Syngnathidae
Exons: 2
Coding region: 271-645 (124 amino acids)
Source: RefSeq, a predicted model, not a curated record
UGAGGAACAUUCCGGCAAACCGUCAGGAGCCUUCAAGAACACGCAGGACUGAUCGGGAACCCUCGGGAGUUAUUUUUGAAAGAGCAAAGCCAGUCAUCCUCAGAGGAAGGCCGCUCGCUGGCCCCAAGACUCAGAUCCCGUGACCGAGCGCAACUGAGCGUCGCUUGUCUUCUCGCCGCCUUGGGACGCGCGGGGGGGGGGGGCGGAGCCUCGCCUACAUAAGGACAAACGGUCAAAGAACACGAGAGCACUUCGGCCUCGGCGGCCGAGAUGGACGAGCCGAGCCCGAGGGAACGAGAACUUCUGAAGAUCCGGCGGGACAGCGACAGCAAGGCGGCGCAGCUGCUGAAGAUGGAGAAAGUCAUGCAGCAGACCAAAGACCUGAUGGACAAGCGCAGCGAGCCCGACAAGGUCCGAGAAAACAUGGUGGAGGACCUGGAGGAGAAGGUGCGCUCCAGCCGCCGUCACAGGCGGAAUUCGCUCCACCACACGCAGAUGCUGGAGAGUCAAAUGAAGACGGUGAAGGGCGAGCUGGAGGGGACGCUGGACCACCUCCAAGAGCUGCGCGACGUCCUGCGCCGCUCGCAGCAGAAAGCCGAGGAGCGCAAGGCCGCCAUGGAGAAGAUGGCCGCCGGACUCAUGUGAACGCCGGGUCCGGGCGUCUUCUUCCUCGUCCAAAACAAUACCGCCGACUCGACUCGAUCAAACCGGUCCAGACUAGAUGACGUUAGACAAGAAUAGACCCGCGCCUGGGUGACGCCGCUUCCCUGAAGACACGUGCGAGCUCGAUUGACGGUUAGCCGCGUAAGGAGGAGGCUGACGCCGCGUACGGUGCGAUACGCUCUUCUCGACCACAUUAGACCGGUUUGGGUCAUCCGAGUAUUGACUCAAUUCGACAAGAUUCAACGGCAUCAACGCGAUCGUAGAAUAGACUCGACUCGACUCGUGCGCUAAAAUUUGCCUCAACUGGACGAGGUUCCGCUUCACAAAAAAAUCGACAAGAAGACGACAAUCGAGAAAAGUCAGCGAAGAGCGAGAAGACGAGAUCAGCGUGGCUACACGACCGUCGACCUGAUCAAACGGGA